AUGUUUGUUUUUCCAGCUUUUGACGAAAAUUAUAAGACUAGGAAGAGAACUUUCAUAUGCUGCCAGAAAUGUCGAGACAAGAGGGUGAAGUGUGAAAUCAUAUCAACAAAUUUUGAAACAGUGGGAUGUUCUAACUGUCGUAAGAAUAGUUGGAAAUGUGAUUUGAUUAACAAUAAGAAUUCAGUAGACCAAAAUUCGACCCUCAAGGAUCCUAUUCCUAGAAUGACUGAAGUUGAAAAUAGUAGGGAACAAAGACUGCAGGAUAAAUUUAGUUCUCAUAAACUUGAUAGUAUAGAUAUGAAAAACAUUACACCUCAAUAUUUGAGGGAGAAGUUUAACUUUUGUAUUACGAAAAGAGGACAGCAACUGUUGUAUCAGUAUGUGUUUCAUGUACAUCCAAAGGCAAUUUUAAGUAACCAAACUGAGGAUAAUUCGUUAUGGCAUGAAUCUGGAGUUUACGUGGAAGACGAUAAAUUGAAUCCCGAUAUAUCGAAUCUAAAUUCUGUAAAGAAUUAUAAUAGAAAAUCUGGUACGGAUCCCGCUUACUAUAUAAAGAGCUCGAAAAUUUAUAAAUUCUUAUUGUCGAUUGAUGCAUUCAGUUUAGCAACACCUGAAUAUCCAUUCACCGAACAUGAGAUUGAAAGAUUGAUAGAUAUAUACUUCUUUAAAAUCAAUUCAUUGUUUCCAAUAAUUAAUGAAGAAAGGUUUCGAGAAGAUUUCGAAUCCAAAGAACUACAGACUAUAAUAAUUUACGUCAUAGUUUUGGUCAUCCUGCGAGAUAAACUAGCUGAACCGAUAUUAAAGGAAGUCUUUGCAAGAGUUUAUCAUGAAAGAGGUGUACUCUACACGGAUUCAGAUUUCAGGAAGUUACUCGUCCAAUUUAUGACUGAUUUAGAGCACAAGGUGAGACAAAUAACUUUAAUCUUACCUCAACUAGGAGAUACUGAUAAACUAUCUAAGUUGAUUGUACUGUUGUUGUUGUCAUCGCACUAUAAUUUUGAUAAACUUGGUAAUGAACAAAGUUCACAUGAUCUAACUGAUGCAAUAAAUCUUGCCCUUGCUUUAGGGAUUCAUAUGAGAAGACAGCAUAGGUCGGUAGAAAAAAAGGAAAUUGAAUAUUUUACUAACUUAUGGUGGUGUUGCUAUAUAUUUGAUAGGUUUAAUGGGCUAGUUAAUUCGAAAUGUACUUUUAUUACCCAAGAGAAUUUUAACGUUGAUUUGCCCUAUAAUAACAUUAAUUUGCUUAAGUUAGUACAACUAGCUAGAACAUUGGAGCAUAUGCUUUUAUCUGUAAUUCAGCCUUUUAAUAAUAAUAAUAUACUUAAUAAUAAUAGCUCCCUGAAGAGGCAUAAGCUAUUUAACGCAGAUGAGUUUCAGAGAUUCGAAUUUGAAUUAUGCCGAGGAGAAAAGGAGAUGAAGAACAUUUAUGAAGGCCAAUAUUCAACGAAAGAAGCUCCAUUCAAUGCUUAUAUGAAUGAUGCUAUACAUUUUCUAACUAGGCUUGUUAACAAUACCAUAAUAAUAGUCUCGCAGAAAUCCAAUUAUGACAAUGUUCAAAUUCCUAACACAGUACCUGAAGCAAUUGCGACGGAAGCAUCCCAAAAUAUUCUUAGAUACAUGCUACUAAUAAAGGAAGAAAUUGUUUUGAAUAUCCCAUUGGUUCCGUGGUGUGUUGCUUUAGCAAUGGCAGUCUCAUUAAAGAGAAAGGUAAAGUAUUUAUUAAAAGAUAUUAACGAAGGCUCUCUUGAAUCUGAAAAGUCUGAAAAUGAAAACGACUACGAGGAUACCUAUAAAUGGGAAGACUAUAUUUCAGAAUUGAAUAAAUUUUCCAGUAGAUGGUGGGUAGUUGAAGAAAUAUGUGACUUGUCAAUAAACUUCAUUCAGAAAUUGGAGGCCAGUUCAACCUUGAGUCGUAAGUAUAAAUAUAAAUAUAAAUCUAACAGUUACGAUAGUCAAAAUAAAAGGUUAAAAGUUCUGUUGGAUUAUAAUGACAGAAUUUCCCCUUUUUCUAUUCCACCAAAAAAUUCUUCUGAUAUAGUUGGCCAAAUCGCAAAUGAUAAUAAUAAUAGUUCUGGAUUGUUGUCAUCGCAUAAUAAUUCGACACCAGAAAUUAGGAAUUUGAUACAACAAAAUGAGACAGAACAGAAGAAGAGCGAUUUUCAAUCCAAAAAUUAUGCUCUUUAUGAUAAUAACCAAUCUGAGUUUAUACCUCACUCAGACACACAACAAGAAUCAAAUACAACGCCAUUCAUGUCAGCGCCGUACAGCGACUUUUUGGAAUCUGUGCAUAUCGACUUAUUUGAUCCUGAGUUUCUACAUGACUUUCCAAAUAUUGUUCACCAUUUUACUCAAGACUAA
Molecule: messenger RNA, 2358 nt
Organism: Debaryomyces tyrocola
Lineage: Eukaryota; Fungi; Ascomycota; Pichiomycetes; Serinales; Debaryomycetaceae
Source: the annotation of a GenBank genome assembly